AUGCCCAACCUCCUAGCAACAACCCUCACCCUCAUCUUCACCAUCCUCACCCUCCUCCCUCACAGCAGCUCCAGCCACCCCAUCAACGAAACCGCCCAUCACUCCUCCGCCGUCCCCUACGGCCUGCUAAUCACGCACUGCACCGUCCCCAACACCAUCGCCCUAACCUUCGACGACGGGCCCUCAACCUACACACCCCAGCUCCUCGACCUCCUCAGCGAAUACGGCGCACGCUCCACCUUCUUCGUAAACGGCUACCGACUUCAGGAGAGUGCUCCUAUCUUACAACGCAUCUAUAACGAAGGGCACCAAAUAGCCUCACACACGUUCGGCCACUCCUUCCUCCCCGCCCUCGACAACCCCACCAUAAUCAACGAAAUGAACACCCUCGAGUCCCUCUUCCGGACCUUCAUCGGUCGAGUCCCGACUUAUAUGCGCCCGCCCUUCCUAGCUGUGGACGGACGGAUCCUCGCAUUGAUGACAGACCUCGGAUACCAUGUUAUCGGGGCGAGCGUGGAUACCAAGGACUAUGAGAAUAAUACGCCGUGGUUGAUUGGGGAGAGUGUGAGGAACUUUGUAGAGGGGGUGCAGGCGGGCGGGACGGUGGUGUUGGCGCAUGAUACGCAUGCUCAGACGGUUUGGACUUUGACGAGGGUUAUGUUGGAGGAGAGUAGGAGGAGGGGGUUGGUUGCUACGACUGUGGCCGAUUGCCUGGGGGAGCCGAUGGAUUUUUGGUAUCGUUAG
Messenger RNA from Aspergillus tubingensis, 744 nucleotides. RefSeq names its product chitin deacetylase. Gene Ontology annotation, molecular function: hydrolase activity, acting on carbon-nitrogen (but not peptide) bonds. The coding region runs from base 1 to 744 and encodes 247 amino acids. The record is from RefSeq and is a predicted model, not a curated record. Gene Ontology annotation, biological process: carbohydrate metabolic process. The transcript is spliced from 3 exons. NCBI's taxonomy places the organism in Eukaryota, Fungi, Ascomycota, Eurotiomycetes, Eurotiales, Aspergillaceae.